Molecule: messenger RNA, 2109 nt
Organism: Colletotrichum paranaense
Lineage: Eukaryota; Fungi; Ascomycota; Sordariomycetes; Glomerellales; Glomerellaceae
Product: fungal specific transcription factor domain-containing protein
Exons: 4
Coding region: 1-2109 (702 amino acids)
Biological process (GO): DNA-templated transcription
Cellular component (GO): nucleus
Molecular function (GO): zinc ion binding; DNA-binding transcription factor activity, RNA polymerase II-specific; DNA binding
Source: RefSeq, a predicted model, not a curated record
AUGGACCCAACUUUCGCACUCAUGCGGACUACACCCAACGCCCUGCAACGCCGGCCAUAUCGUUCAAAGAGGAAUCGGCCGUGCAUGCUUUGCCGUGCGCGUAAGACUUCAUGCCGCCGCGCGGGAAAAGAUACUUCUUGCAUAACGUGCCGCAAACGAGGCGAACGCUGCAGCUUUCUCGAUGAUCCCACUCACGAGUCGGCUCUCACUCAUGAGUCGGCAACCGCCUCUCUGUCCGGGGGUAGUCCCAAUGAUUGCGACGGGUUGGAUGACCUCGGACAAGCUGGAGUCGGCUUCGACACUUCAACAAUCCUGCCAGGAGAUUUAGCCAGCGACAUUGUUCAGGGCUCCCUUGGUGACCAUACGAAUGACCAUUACAGCCAGCACCCCGCGGACGAGGACGCGAUGUAUGGGGGCUUCACCGAUGAAAGGACCUGGGGCAGCCCUCCGCCAGAUGAAACACAAUUCGCGAGCACUGCUAUUGGCGCUGGUCUGAUGCAGUUUGAUGGAAUCCCGCUUGCGAAUUCUCAAGUCCUUCAUCAGCAUGAUUUUGAGACACCCGAGCGAGCAGCUCCACUGCCAACAUUAGAAGCCUCGUCAAAUGGCGCGAAUUCCGCGCACGAGAUCGGGAUUAGAUUCUCGACAGAACCACACGAUGGCUGUGCACAGUCGUCUAAUCUGAACGAUGCUGCUUUUACCAUCGACCAGAGACCUGAGUUCCAGAGCGCGUACUUUGGUCUCUCGGGAGAGUCGGACCCUUAUCUUCUCCGGCAUUACUUGUAUAACGACGCAGACGAAUUUCCGUUUCUUCGAGUGAUAUAUCGAAGGACGCAGAGCGGGACCCCCUUCCAUCGCGACCAUUCUUCGGUCACAGGACAUCCCAGAUCAGAUGAAAACAAUGUUCCGGUCCAAUUCCUUCUAACUUCAAAUGAGUUGAGUGAUGAGCUUAGACGCCUCGGUCCUACCAAUCAUUUAUAUAAUUAUGAGUCAGUGAGAAAGGAACUGAACGACUUGUCUGCGUCCCCGGGACAUGCUCCACUGCCAACUUAUCUGCUGGCCGCUAUAUACGCUUCUGCGCUCCCUUUCACUGCAUACGAUGAUAUACUAUGCGUCUCCAGUGUCUACAAGAAACCUCCCGCCCAAAGAAUAUGGCAAAUUGUCUAUGACGGGAUUCAGACUACGCUACAUACCCCGAAACUAUCUACCAUCUCAAGCGCAUUACUGUAUCUUCAUAAACCCCGAGUAGGAGUGCAGCAUGUAUCCGCGGACACGUCUUUCGCCUGGUCUAUGAUCGCCUCUGUCGUUGGCUUAGCCACGAGCCUAGCGCUGCACCUGGACUGCAGUUCAUGGUCAAUACCGCCGUGGGAAAAGCGGCUUCGACGCCGCUUGUGGUGGAUGACAUUCUCCGAGGCGACGUGGAGAAGUCUCUUGUUGGGAAGGCCUGCUAUAAUCGCACCAGAUCAGUGGAAUGUGUCGGAGCUCACUUCACUGGAUUUUGAGGUUGAGGAAAUGCUUCUUGGGCUUGGCGAUGAUACGAAAGCAAACGAUUUCGCGGAAAAGCUGCGACUUGCAACACAUGAGUCCGAUGAGGGUAUGAUAUCACAGCGACUCGCAACUUUGACCAUUAUUGCCGACAAUAUAUACCGUUGUCUCUACACGAUACGGGCUACUGAGAAGCUCGCCGAUGACCUUGCUGGCUCCAUCAGGGCUAUCAAACCUCUUCGUGAAGAGCUCAAGGUGUGGUAUGCCAGUCUUCCUAUCUAUUUAAAGACACCAAAGAUAGAUCACGAGAGGGUCGCUCCCGCCGCACCAAGCUCGGCAGCCUGCCUCAAAUUCGCGUAUCUGACUCUCGAAAUUCUACUUUACCGAGCUUUGCUUCGGCCACUGGGCAAAAUCGACCUGGAAGUUGUCUCGAAUGCAGUUUCACAGACAGAUAAUCUUCGUAGUAGCUCGGAUGCCAACAUGACUGGACCGGAACUGGGCGAGAGCCUGCGAAACGAGAUAGAGCUGAUUAUAUGUGCUGCCGAAAACUGUGCGAGGAUUAUCAGCACCUUCACCGUCGAGCUGAUGUCUUGGGAUUUUGCCGGUUUCUGGUAUGCUUUGGGCUAA